AUGGCUACUCUGAAUUCUACUGCCUCAAGGCCUCGCCGUAAAAUAGCAUUAGUUAUCGGAAACCAGAAUUAUAUUCAAUCUGAAGAUAGACUUCGUCAUUGUAUCAAUGAUGCUAAUGAUCUUAGUAACGUGCUACGAAAUAUUAAAUUUCAGGUAAAAACGGCACGUGAUCUUACAAAGUCACAAAUGGCCUCUACAAUAUCCGCUUUUGCUGAGACAAUCGUUGACGGCGAUUUGGUUAUGUUCUACUUUUCUGCCCAUGGCUAUCACGUUAAUGGCAGAACAUAUUUGGCUCACGUAGAUGAUGAUUUAAUUAAAUCUGAUGAAGAUGUUGAGGAUUAUUGUACUUGUGCCGAACGCACUCUUCAUCAAUUAAGACAAAAAAAUCCAUCCUUUGUGACGGUAUUUAUACUGGAUUGUUGUCGAGUACACUAUCCAAAAAACAAAAGGCAAAGAAAAGCGAAGCUCGAAGGUAUUAGUUUACAUGCAAUGGAAGUACCGGAUGGCAGCUACGUCGUCUUUGCAUGUAGCCCAAAUCAAAUUGCCUCUGAUGGUGAUACUACUGAUAGAAAUGGAUUAUUCGCCAAACAUCUAUUGAAACACAUAGCAAAGCCAAAUAAAGAUAUUACGCAGCUAUUUCGUACUGUAGCUAAUGGCGUUUGUAUUGAAAGUAAACAAAAACAGAAGCCUAUACGUAUGGAUGGUCUAAUGCGGUUGGAGCACAUUUCCUUAAAUGAAAAGCCUACCGCUGCACAAUAA
Molecule: messenger RNA, 759 nt
Organism: Rotaria socialis
Lineage: Eukaryota; Metazoa; Rotifera; Eurotatoria; Philodinida; Philodinidae
Source: the annotation of a GenBank genome assembly